CCUUGUACUAGAGCUGAGAAGUUAAAACCACGCUAUUGCAAUUUCCGCAGAGAUUAGUGUAAUGGAGAACCCAGCAUGCAAGCCCAACACUCAUAGAAUUGUCUGCUGCAUUGGCGACAUUCACGGACACAUCGACAAGCUCCAAAGCUUAUGGUCCAAUCUCGAAACCCAAAUCGACCCAUCUCAUUUUCAAUCUGCUUUGAUCAUUUUCUUGGGCGAUUACUGUGACCGUGGUCCCAACACUUCCAAAGUUCUUGAUUUUCUCAUUUCUCUGCCUUCUAAAUACCCUAAGCAAACCCAUGUUUUUCUGUGUGGGAAUCAUGACUUUGCUUUCGCAGGCUUCCUCGGAGUUCUUCCGGAGCCUGCGGACGGGUCCAAGUUUUCGGAUACGUGGAGUGGGUUUGAGAUGAAUGAGGCGAGAGAAGGGUGGUACAAAGAAGAAGGGUACGAGAGAAUGCAUGUUCAAUCUAGAAAGUGGGGUGGGAAGAAAAGUGGGUUCACUGGCAAAGGUUUCGCGCUCAUGGGAUCACUUUAUGAUGCUGCUCCGACUUUCGAAUCUUAUGGGGUUCCUCAUGGCUCACCUGAUCUAAUGAAGGCAGUUCCUCCUGAACACAAGAAGUUUCUUGCUGAUUUGGUUUGGGUUCAUGAAGAGGAAAAUGUCGGCAUAGAGACUGCGGAAGGAAUCACAGAGUACAAAUUAAUAGCUGUGCAUGCUGGAUUGGAAAAGAAGAGAGGUGUAGAAGAACAGCUGAGAUAUCUGAAAGCCAGGGACACCAGCAUUCCUAAGGUGGAGGCCCUUAGCGGCAGAGAAAACGUCUGGGAUAUGCCUGAGGAUCUGAGUAAUGCAGCAACUAUAGUGGUAAGCGGCCACCAUGGAAAGCUCCACAGCCAAGGCCUUCGACUGAUCAUCGAUGAGAGCGGCGGACGAGAGUAUAAUCCGAUGGCUGCUAUUGUGCUUCCGUCCAUGACAAUUGUCCGCGAUACUCAUGUGCUCAAGUGAUUAUUCGGACCCUCUGCUCAGCGGUCCACUACUUCACUGUCAUGGAAAUGUCACUUCCAGUAUGCUUACUUAGUUGUGUAUUGGCAAUGGUGUUCUCAGUUGAUGAAUUAUGUACUAUGCUUAAUAUUGCGCUACGAGUAAUAAAUAAACGGUGAUGUUUGUAAUA
Molecule: messenger RNA, 1166 nt
Organism: Daucus carota subsp. sativus
Lineage: Eukaryota; Viridiplantae; Streptophyta; Magnoliopsida; Apiales; Apiaceae
Product: tyrosine-protein phosphatase RLPH2
Exons: 4
Coding region: 62-1000 (312 amino acids)
Molecular function (GO): hydrolase activity
Source: RefSeq, a predicted model, not a curated record